AUGGAUGCUCCCAAAGAAGUUCAGCCUACAGGAGAGUUCACUUGUCAGCUAUGUAGCUUAACAGCUCCAUACACGUACUAUGGGCAGAAGCCACCAAACACGCGCUCUAUUGUGCUUUUGGAAGAAAGCUAUGUCAUGAAGGAUCCUUUCACCCCUGACAAGGACAAAUUCCUCAUCCUUGGGUCUCAUUGCAGUUUGUGUAGCAGAUCAGUGUGCGUUGGUACAGAAUGUAGUCUGUUCUACUCCAAAAGGUUCUGCCUCCCUUGCGUGAAUGAAAAUCUAAAAGCCUUUCCUUUGGAAAUACAAGAAGAUAUGGAUAAAAGGAAGCCCCAACAAAAAUCCUUCUCCUGCAAAAAGGCAGAUACAAGAACAUAA
Molecule: messenger RNA, 375 nt
Organism: Nestor notabilis (Kea)
Lineage: Eukaryota; Metazoa; Chordata; Aves; Psittaciformes; Psittacidae
Gene: CDPF1
Product: cysteine-rich, DPF motif domain containing 1
Exons: 3
Coding region: 1-375 (124 amino acids)
Source: RefSeq, a predicted model, not a curated record